This is a messenger RNA of Penicillium robsamsonii, 579 nucleotides long. RefSeq lists its product as uncharacterized. Bases 1 to 579 code for a protein of 192 amino acids. The transcript has 3 exons. The record is from RefSeq and is a predicted model, not a curated record. Lineage: Eukaryota; Fungi; Ascomycota; Eurotiomycetes; Eurotiales; Aspergillaceae.
AUGUAUCCCCUCAUUUAUACCUCUCUCACCACCAUAGCUAAAUUCUGCAUAGAGAGAGAAACUCGCAUUGGAAAUGCCAUAAAAUCAUACCAAGAGCGUGAUAAAGCGAAAGUCGCAGCCUUGGCCAGGGAAUUCAACAUUUUGUACCAUCUACUUCGCGGACGAAUCCUCGGCACCGGUCCUCCCACAGGGUCCGGCAAAGUUCUUAAUCCUGUUCAAGAGAACGAAGUGGAUCAGUGGAUGGUCUCCCUUGAGACUGCUUUUACUCCUGCUACCCUUGGCAUGGUAGAAGACGAGGCAAAUCGAAUACUUGCUCGCGAUGGAAUCGAGGUCCAGGUUGGCCGCAACUGGCCUUUAAGAUUUAUUGCUCGCCGUCCUUCACAGCGGCCGGAUCUACAACGCCUAUUGCGCACACCCAACAACUCUGCGCCAAACAGGGAACAACCCGAAGCUGCGAAAGCGGAGGAAGUUGCUCCCUCCGAUGUUCAAGGUCACGAGAUGCCUCCGCGCAAGCGGGCCCGGAACCCAGUCUCCCGGCGUGUCUCCGAACCUGAGACCAAGGCAUUGGAUGAAGAUUAG